Ectocarpus sp. CCAP 1310/34 is the source of this 501-nucleotide messenger RNA. Lineage: Eukaryota; Phaeophyceae; Ectocarpales; Ectocarpaceae. The record is from the annotation of a GenBank genome assembly.
AUGGCAAACGCUUCGGAAUUCAUGUCGGAAAUGUUAACAUUCCUUUACUAUUGCCCGGAGGUCUUGGUGGAGGGAAAAGGGUCGAUGCGGUUCCUCGAGGACUUGACCGCGCAUCCAAGCAAUCGUGAUGGCAACGGAGACGUGUGCUGCGAGGUACCAAGAGAGGCCUUCGACGGGAAAGAUAACCCCGAAACCAAGUUUGGCGCCAUAUGUCUGCAAUCGUUCUUCCGGCUGGUCGCGAACGUCAAGAUCGACGCUGGCGUCAAGGUGUCGUACAAAUAUCGGUCGCCCACCGUCAGUCACCUCGUUGUCCUAGGCCCAGACAGAUUCCAAAUGUGCACGUGCUUGCAGGUCAUGAGGCGGGGGUGGCAGUGUAGGCACGUCCUCGCGGCGCUCGUUAGGUCGAAUCGCGAUUCCGAGUUCGCCGGGGCAUCCAUCCACCCACGGUGGCGUCCAAGGAGUGCUGAGCCGUGGAGUCUAGAAAGAGUAGCGCUGGACUAG